Neoarthrinium moseri is the source of this 1605-nucleotide messenger RNA. RefSeq lists its product as uncharacterized. The transcript has 2 exons. NCBI's taxonomy places the organism in Eukaryota, Fungi, Ascomycota, Sordariomycetes, Amphisphaeriales, Apiosporaceae. The record is from RefSeq and is a predicted model, not a curated record. The coding region runs from base 1 to 1605 and encodes 534 amino acids.
AUGGCGCCUUUGAUGCCGCUCGAUGAAGCGGCCCAUCUCAACGCUGUGCAAACCGUUCGCAAUGCAGGAACCGCGUUCCUCCGUAUUCCCCUCGAGAUUAGAUUGGCAAUCUACGAGGAUGCUGUGGCUCUCAAGGGUCCCAUAUACGCGUGGCAGGUACAGAAACACUCCAACAAAUUUCGUUGGUCGUUGUCGGAUGCUGGGCAUGUCAGAUCUAGCCAUCAAGACCGUCAACACUGUCGUCAAAAACCUUUCACAGUUGUGUCACUUGCACAAACAUGCCGCCAAAUCUACCACGAACUCGAGAAUUUCCCGGUCUUCUAUCGAAUGAACAAUAUCGGGUUUAGGAAAUGCAACGACUUGGUCGCAUUUCUCGUCUCGAUCACGCCCAAGCGAAGAGAAAUGCUCCGCAACAUCACCCUCAGCUUCAACUGGGACAACGGCCACAACACAUUCUUCACCUACCAUAGUAAGCAGGAGAAACACAUUUGCGUGAUGCUGAGUCAAUGCAAGGACCUUCAGGGACUUUGGUUUCAGAUUGACAUUGGCGCCAGUUACUGGUCCCCAGGGAUGUCUCAGCAGCAACGUGUCAUGGACAAUCUCAAGAGGUGCUUGGAGGACAUCUGUUCCUCCGACGAUUAUACCCAGGUUUUGAACUUUCCGCUUGGAAGGAUUCGGCUCACGUCUAUGAGCGAUUCUUUCAAUAGCGGUCCUUUGAAUAGCGAUCCAAAUGCAAGGGAUUUCAAGCUGGAUCUUUUGGAGACAGAGCGCCCUGACGAUUCGGAUCCUGAAGCCUGGUACCAUCAACAGGCUGUGGUCGGCCUGAUCAAGAAAAUCAAGGAAAGACUCACUUCGCAUCGACAGCGAUUUAUGGACACUAUGGGCAUGGAGGGGCUUCCAUCGCUUUUCUCUGAUGCCCAGCUGCAAGCCGCCUACAUUGCCGCACGGAUCGACUUUCCUGGUGAGGAUCGUAUUGAGCAAGACCUUCAGAAAAGCACGUCUGGCGCGGUCUCAGGCCGAACACGAGGCCGCUCCAAGCUGAAAGCUACAGUCAAUGAAUGGGGCGUCAUCAAAAGAGAACAACAUAAGUAUGACGCCGAAGGUAUUCUGACGUAUGAUCACUUCUUUAUCCGCAAUGUCAGAUGGAGCGGAUCGAACAUUGAAUGCGAAGUGGAGCACGACGAAGAUAUCCCUGCGUCCUGGGAGCCUAUUCAUGCGACUCUAUCAGAUUCCGGAAGAUGGAGGAUCUUGAACUUCUACCAGAGCUUCACAAGAAAACUCAUGAUUGAAGGCGCCUCCAAGUCACUGGAGGAAAUCAGCGACCUGCCCACGCCGAAGAAUAUCACCGACGUCAUAUAUGGACUGCUCGAUGAUUGGCACCACGAAAAUUUGCCUGCGUGGAGAGGUUGGGUCAACGCCUGGGAUCGCCUCAAACUCUUGUUUGAUGAAGAGAUCCUUCGACUGCAGCAAGAGGCUGAGGCGUCCAAGAAGGCGGCUGCACAGGCGAAGAGGGUCCAGAAGCGCAAAAAGAGCAGCAAGAAACGCAGUCUCAGCGCCAGCGGAGAAGUUCAGAGAAGUACCAGGGCAGCCAAAAGGCGCGAAUAG